UUUUUCUAUAUCAGAUACCUACCCAUUACCUUCCUUAACCAUGGGAUCUUCAAAAGUCUCCAAAAAGGAAAAGAAAGCUCCAAUUUGGGGCAACAGCGUUUCUGAUUUCCGGAAAUUAAAGUCUGAAGAAAAAAAGACUUUGAGCAAAGAUGAAUUGAAGCAAUAUAAAAAGCUCAAACAUAAAGUGAAAAAGCUCAUAGCGAAAAAGAAGCAGGAGGAUAACAAUAGCAAGAACAAUAAGGAAAAUUCAACACAAGCUGCUGAGAAAGAAAGUUCUCCCAAAAAGGUAGCAGCAGCCAAUGCUGCAAAGGAAAAGUCCGAUGAUGGAAACAAGGACUAUUGGCUUGCAUCAAAGUUAUCUGGAGGUAAUCAGAGAAAGUCCAAGUUUUUAAAAAUGCUUGGAAUUCGCGGAGAUGGAGAAGACUCUUCUUCAAAGGACAAUAAGGGUCAAUUCGAACACGAGCGUGAGCGUCAGUUGGAGCAGCAAUACAUAUCUGGAAUUCAUCAAAAGGGAAAUAGAAAGGGUUUGGGAAUGUAAAUACUUUCGAGUGUUCUGGACGACGGCGCUUCAUACAUAUGAAAAGGAUGUUUCAUGCCCUUGUUUCAAGAUGGAUAUAUGAAUUUUAACUUGAGCCUUUCCUACGCGAUAUAUCUUUAGUUUUUUUGAGGGUUUUCGGUUUCAAAAAUACAGUUCAAGUAGUACCUGACAUUAUAGAAUAUACGAAUUAAAAC
This is a messenger RNA of Schizosaccharomyces cryophilus OY26, 732 nucleotides long. RefSeq lists its product as uncharacterized. Bases 41 to 538 code for a protein of 165 amino acids. The transcript has 5 exons. The record is from RefSeq and is a predicted model, not a curated record. Lineage: Eukaryota; Fungi; Ascomycota; Schizosaccharomycetes; Schizosaccharomycetales; Schizosaccharomycetaceae.